AACGAAAGAAUCGAUCGAAAUAAUAAAGAAUGUAAAUACAUAUAAAUAGUUCAUCUCUUCUUCUUUUUAUGUUAAAGAGUGACUGUAAUGGAAGAUGGCAUUGAAUUAUAUAAUAAAUCAAUAAAUAUAUAUAUGUAUAAACCAAAGCUACCAUUACUCAAAAAUGACUAUGGAUCACGCUUGAACUCAUUAACUCACUGUCGAAAGUGCUCAAGUCCAUUCAGUAAGCCUACCACCUUAUCCUGUGGUUUCACUCUGUGCCAUGACUGUAUCCCGCAUGUGCCCUUUCAAUGCAUGUCAUUCACUUGCCUCCGAACACACCAAAACGAACAUCGAAACAGGCCAACAGUGUUACUAGAAGAAGUAAUCACUCAUUACCAACAAAAGAGCUUGAGUCGAUCGCUCUUUAACUGUUCCAUAUGCCUUUCUACACUACAAGAUCCUGUCACAACCCAAUGCGGGCAUACUUUUUGCAAGACGUGUCUCAUCAUGCUACAGAACAGAUCUUGUCCGAUAUGUAGGGCUAUACUUGGUCGUCUUGGUAAAGUCGAUCAGUGUUUGAGUAAUUGGUUAUCGUUCAUUUCUUCAACUGCUCCUACUUCUGCAUCCACUCAACCGGAUCAUUCGUUAUUGGUCAUCCAAUUAAAUACCCCAUCUACCAUUUUACCAGCCCAGCAAUGCUUAUUCCAUAUAUCGAUCCCAAAAAAGAGCACAGAUAUCCUCAAUUAUAUGUGUUCGCAUCCUGACAUAACACAUUAUGCCCUCUGCUUAUCUGCAAUAUCUAAAGACAUACAUGGGACUAUCAUUCAGAUCAAGCAUAUCGAUAUCCUACAUAACCUCGGUCGCUCCGUUAUUCAGGCCGUGGGCCUAUUUUGCGUUAGCGUAAACCAGCUAUCAUUUGAUGCAUUGAGUCGCUGCUACUCUGGAAAUAUCACCAAGCUGGAUAGGAAAUAUUCAUUUCCUGCUAUCAAGACAAAGUUACAAAACAGAAAAAUGGCAACCCCUGUUCUCAGGCCACACUCAAGAUCAAUGCAGUUGUUCAAGACAUCUCCUACAUUUAAACUGGCUGACAGCUACUUGCCUUUCACUCGUCCUACCUGGGGUUCUCCUAAAAGCAUGUUGAUGUCCGCUUGUUUGAGAAAUGCUACAAAGAAAUAACCAUUUUAAACUGCUUUUGUUUUACAGAUAAUGCUUAUGCAUCUAUGUUUAUAAAUCUAUAUGAUCUCAAGCAAACCCUUGCUCAUCAUAGCCUUUCCUUAUUUGUCAACAAACAAAUAAACUUCACACAGAU
Messenger RNA from Rhizopus microsporus ATCC 52813, 1291 nucleotides. RefSeq lists its product as uncharacterized. The transcript has a single exon. Lineage: Eukaryota; Fungi; Mucoromycota; Mucoromycetes; Mucorales; Rhizopodaceae. Bases 88 to 1158 code for a protein of 356 amino acids. The record is from RefSeq and is a predicted model, not a curated record.